Enhydra lutris kenyoni (northern sea otter) is the source of this 4446-nucleotide messenger RNA. RefSeq names its product mucin 6, oligomeric mucus/gel-forming. The record is from RefSeq and is a predicted model, not a curated record. Lineage: Eukaryota; Metazoa; Chordata; Mammalia; Carnivora; Mustelidae. The transcript has 31 exons. Gene Ontology annotation, molecular function: protein binding. Gene Ontology annotation, cellular component: extracellular matrix. The coding region runs from base 1 to 4446 and encodes 1481 amino acids.
AUGGCCCUCGGCCCCAAGCUACGGCUGACAUGCCACACAGAUCUUCUUGCCCCCAGGAUGGGCCCGGCCGUGCCAGCCUGGAGCAAACCCAGGACGUGUCUGCAGGGCUCCGGAGGGCCUGUGCCAACCACUGCCCGGAGGCCCAUGAUGAUGCGGCAACUGCGCCCGAGGACCUUUCAAAGGCCGAGUCCUGAUAACGCGGAGCCCAAGAUCCUGUUUGGCACCAGAGCGCCCCGUGGGUGCGGCCAGGGCCGGGACUGCAGCCCCUACAUAAGGCGUCCAGGGCUGGCCUCUUGGGCCGGUGGAGCUCACACAAGCCCGCCCAUUGUCCUGCUGCGGCAGGGGCCAGGGCCAGCGGUGACCCUCUUCUCCACCGUCAUGCUCGGGGCUCGGCUGCUGCUGCUCCUGUCUUAUGGGGGGGCCCUGCUCGGCACUGGUCUAAACAAAACGUCCUCUAUGCACCCAGACCUCCGGAGGCUGCAGGACUCCCCACCCACAGCUCCAGACAAGGGCUGGUGCUCCACCUGGGGGGCCGGCCACUUCUCCACGUUCGACGGCCACGUGUAUGACUUCCUGGGAACCUGCAACUAUGUCUUUGCGGCCACCUGUGAGGACACAUCACCCACCUUCAGUGUCCAGCUACGGCGUGGGCCCAGCGGGAACAUCUCCCGGAUCAUUGUGGAGCUGGGGGCCUCCGUGGUCACCGUGCAGAAGGCGGUCAUCUCCGUGAAGGAUGUGGGGGUCGUCAGCCUGCCCUACACCAGCACCGGGCUCCAGAUCACACCGUUCGGCCGGAGCGUGCAGCUGGUGGCCAAGCAGCUCGAGCUGGAGCUGGUGGUCAUGUGGGGCCCAGGCAGUCACCUGCUGGUGCUGGUAGAGAAGCGGCACAUGGGCAAGCUGUGUGGUCUCUGCGGGGACUUCAAUGGCGAGCAAACCGACGAGUUCCUGAGCGAGGAAGGCAAACCGCUGGAACCACACACGUAUGCUGCCCUCCAGAGGCUGGAUGACCCCAACGAGAUCUGCACCUACACGCCGGUCACCAGGCCCCGGGCCCCACAGGCAGAGCACGCCCAGAUUUGUGCCCAGCUGCUGACCCAGGUGGCCCCCGAGAGCAGCGUGUCCAAAGAGCCUUUCGUGCUGAGCUGCCAGGCGGACGUGGCCAAGUGCGCGCUGCGGGGCCAGUGGGACUGCGCCUGUGCCUCACUGUCCGAGUACUCGCGCCGCUGCAGCAUGGCCGGCCAGCCCGUCAGCCACUGGCGGCGCCCCAGCCUCUGCUCCGUGGGCCCGUGCCCAGCCAACCAGGUGUACCAGGAGUGCGGCGCGGCCUGCGCCAGGACCUGCUCCAACCCACAGCACACCUGCUCUAGCUUCUGCACCUUCGGCUGCUUCUGUCCCGAAGGUAUGGUUCUGGAUGACGUCUCCAGAAACCACACCUGCGUGCCCGCUGCCCAGUGUCCCUGCGUGCUCCACGGCGUGGCCCACAGCCCCGGGGAAGUGGUGACAGCCGCCUGCCGGACAUGCCGCUGCUCCCUGGGCCACUGGGUGUGCACAGAGCGGCCCUGCCCCCGGCGCUGCUCCCUGCAAGGCGGCUCCUUUGUCACCACGUUCGACGCCCGGCCGUACCGCUUCCACGGCGCCUGCACCUACAUCCUCCUCCAGAGCCCGCAGCUCCCUGAUGGGGGCUCCCUCGUGGCCUCGUACGACAAGUCUGGAUACUCUCACUCGGAGACCGCCCUAGCUGCCAUCAUCUACAUGUCCAGAGAAGACAAAAUCGUGAUUUCUCGGGACGAGGUCCUCACCAACAGCGGGAACACCAAGUGGCUUCCGUACAAGACUCGCAACAUCACGGUCUUCAGGCAGACGUCCACCCACCUCCAGAUGACCACCACCUUCGGGCUGGAGCUCGUGGUGCAGCUGGAGCCCGUGUUCCAGGCGUAUGUCACUGUCGGGCCCCAGUUCAGAGGCCGGACCAGAGGGCUCUGUGGCACCUUCAAUGGCGACACGACGGAUGACUUCAUGACCAGCACGGGCAUCGUGGAGGGCACCGCCCCGCUCUUCGUGGACUCUUGGCGGACGGGGAACUGCCCGGCUUCACUGGAGCGUGAGAUAGACCCCUGCUCCAUGAGCCAGCUCAACAAGUUGUGUGCAGAGACCCACUGCUCAGUGCUGGUGAGGGACGGCACCGUGUUCCAGAGCUGUCACGCCGCCGUGAACCCCAGGCCCUUCUACAAGAGGUGCGUGUACCAGGCCUGCAACUACGAGGAGACCCUCCCCCACGUGUGUGCCGCCCUGAGUGACUACGCCCGCGCGUGUGCCACACACGGCAACCUCCUGCGGGGCUGGAGGGACAGCGUGAACUGCACCACCCCCUGCACGGGCAACCAGACAUUCGGCGACGACAUCCGGGCCUGCGGCCGCACGUGCCUAUCACUGUCUGACCACGCGGCCGAGUGCCACCCGAGCGCCGUGCCCAUGGACGGCUGCGCCUGCCCCGAGGGCACCUACCUCAACCACAAGGCCCAGUGUGUGCGCAAGGCCCAGUGCCCCUGCCUCCUGGACGGCAGCAAGCUCAUCCCAGCUGACCAGUCCGCCAUGGUCAACGGCGCCAUCUGCUACUGUGUCAACGGCCGGCUGAGCUGCCCCGGGCGCCCACAACUGCUCCUGGCUACCUGCUCGGCCCCCAAGACCUUCCAGUCCUGUGACGAGUCAUCGGAGAGAACAUUUGGGGUGGCCUGUGCCCCCACAUGUCAGAGGCUGGCCACCGGCACCCCCUGCGUACCCACCAAGUGUGAGCCUGGCUGCGUCUGUGCCAAGGGGCUCUACGAGAACGCCACCGGGCACUGCGUACCCCCCGAGGAAUGUCCGUGCGAGUUUGCGGGGGUCUCCUACCCCCGGGGCGCAGAGCUCCACACCGACUGUAAGACAUGCACCUGCUCUGGGGGCCAGUGGACGUGCUGGCAGAGUGCCCGCUGCGCCUCCACCUGCACACUCUACGGGGAGGGCCACGUGGUCACCUUCGACGGCCAGCGCUUCCUGUUCGAUGGCAGCUGCGGGUACAUCCUGGCCACGGACGGCUGCGGGGCCAACCACUCGCAGCCCAGCUUCACAGUCCUGACGGAGAAUGUUGUGUGUGGAAAGUCGGGCGUCACCUGCUCCCGGGCCAUCAAGAUCUUCCUGGGGGGUCUGUCCGUCGUGCUGGCGGACAGGAGCUACACGGUCCACGGGGAAGACCCACACGUGCGGCUCCGGGUGGGCACCGGCUCCCUGAACCUGGUGCUGGAUGUCGCUGUUGGCAGCGGCUACAACCUGACCCUCGUCUGGAACAAGCGCAUGACCGUGUCCAUCAGCGUCGCGCGUGGCAGCCAGGGUGCCCUGUGCGGCCUGUGCGGCAACUACAACGGGAACAUGAAAGACGACUUCGAAACACGCAGCAACUACGUGGCAUCCAGUGAACUGGAAUUUGUGAAUUCGUGGAAGGACAGCCCGCUGUGCGGGGACGCCGGCCUCGCGCUGGACCCCUGCAGCCUCAACGCCUUCCGCCACAGCUGGGCCACGCGCAAGUGCGGCAUCAUCAACAGCCCCACCUUCGCCGCCUGCCACAGCCAGGUGUACCACCUGCCCUACUACGAAGCCUGCGUGCGAGACUCGUGUGGCUGUGACACCAGCGGCGACUGUGAGUGCCUGUGUGACGCGGUGGCUGCCUACGCCAAGGCCUGCCUGGAUAAAGGCGUGUGUGUGGACUGGAGGACCCCAGACUUCUGCCCCGUCUACUGUGACUUCUACAACACGCACGCUCCGGGGUACAACGGGUACCAGUACGACCAGGAGGCCAAGUGCACGUGGCACUACCAGCCAUGCCUCUGCCCCGAGUACCCACAGAGCCUCCCAGACACCAACACCGAAGGCUGCUACAACUGUUCCCAGCACGAGUAUUUCGACCACAGCACGGGGACCUGCGUUCCUUGCAUGCCGCCGCCCACCACGCCGAGGCCCAGCACAGACAACGGGUGUGGGACGGGACAGGGACUGAGCCUGGGCCGCCCCUGGGGCCGCUCUGCACGGAGGGAGCGGCAGGUACUGCCCCCAGAAGUCAGCGGGGAGGGGGCCCGCGAUAGCCCCCAGCCCCAGACAGCCAGGGGGAACAACACAUUUGACGGGGGCUUAGGAGCCUGCGGCGUGAAGGAGCUGCAGCAGGAGGUCACCUACCGAGGGUGCACCGCCAACGUGACAGUGACCCGCUGUGAGGGCUUCUGUGCCUCCUCGACGAGCUUUGACAUCCCCACGAAUCAGCCCGAGACCCACUGCAGCUGCUGCGAACCCCUCGGCUCCUACCAGAAGCAGUUCGCGCUGCCCUGCUCAGACCCCGCAGCGCAGGGCCAGCAGCUGGUGCUCACCCUGCAGAUGUUCAGCAGCUGUGCGUGCAGCCCACAGCGCUGUGGGGGCUAG